AUGCACCUGGACAAGGAAAUGUUGAAAGCCUAUAGGACUUUUGAGUCUCUGGAAAACAACCUAACACAGGAGGAAAUUUGGGAGAACCAAGUGCUAUACAAACAGGCAAUGAAUGGUGACAACGCAACACCUCAGCCUAGAGACCAGGAUGUCCAGGGAAGGGCUCGCUGGGACAUAUGGAAUUCAAAGAAGGGAAUGCCAAAGGAAGAGGCAAGAGAAACAUUUUUAAGCAACGUUAAAUCGAUUGAGGCGAAGUAUAGUGAACGUGCGUAA
Messenger RNA from Penicillium canescens, 273 nucleotides. RefSeq names its product acyl-CoA-binding domain-containing protein. Gene Ontology annotation, biological process: fatty acid metabolic process. The transcript is spliced from 3 exons. The record is from RefSeq and is a predicted model, not a curated record. Bases 1 to 273 code for a protein of 90 amino acids. Gene Ontology annotation, molecular function: fatty-acyl-CoA binding. NCBI's taxonomy places the organism in Eukaryota, Fungi, Ascomycota, Eurotiomycetes, Eurotiales, Aspergillaceae.